Messenger RNA from Chaetomium globosum CBS 148.51, 789 nucleotides. RefSeq names its product 40S ribosomal protein S4. Gene Ontology annotation, biological process: translation. The transcript is spliced from 3 exons. Gene Ontology annotation, cellular component: cytosolic small ribosomal subunit; ribosome. The coding region runs from base 1 to 789 and encodes 262 amino acids. Gene Ontology annotation, molecular function: RNA binding; structural constituent of ribosome. The record is from RefSeq and is a predicted model, not a curated record. Lineage: Eukaryota; Fungi; Ascomycota; Sordariomycetes; Sordariales; Chaetomiaceae.
AUGGGUAGAGGACCUAAGAAGCACCAAAAGCGCCUAAGCGCGCCGUCGCACUGGCUCCUCGACAAGCUGUCGGGCGUGUAUGCCCCUCGCCCGUCGGCUGGCCCGCACAAGCUCCGCGACUGCAUGCCGCUCAUCGUCUUCGUCCGUAACCGGUUGAAGUACGCCCUCAACUACCGCGAGACCAAGGCGAUCAUGAUGCAGCGUCUCGUCAAGGUUGACGGCAAGGUCCGCACCGACGUCACCUACCCCGCCGGCUUCAUGGACGUCAUCACCAUCGAGAAGACGGGCGAGAAUUUCCGCCUCGUCUACGACACCAAGGGCCGCUUCACUGUCCACCGCAUCCAGGACGAGGAGGCCAAGUACAAGCUGGGCAAGGUCAAGCGCGUGCAGCUCGGCCGUGGUGGUGUGCCAUUCUUGGUUACGCAUGAUGCGAGAACCAUCCGUUACCCCGACCCGCUGAUCAAGGUCAACGACACAGUCAAGAUUGACCUCGAGACGGGCAAGGCCACCGACUUCAUCAAGUUCGACACCGGCGCCAUUGCCAUGGUUACUGGUGGUCGUAACAUGGGUCGUGUUGGUGUUAUCACCCACCGUGAGCGCCACGAUGGUGGCUUCAACAUCGUCCACUUAAAGGAUGCCAUCGACAACACUUUCACCACCCGUGAGAGCAACGUCUUCGUGAUUGGCAGCGAGAAGCCCUGGAUUUCCCUCCCCAAGGGCAAGGGCGUCAAGCUCACUAUCGCCGAGGAGCGUGACCGCAAGCGCGCGGCCACUCUGGCGAGCCACUAA